Messenger RNA from Microdochium trichocladiopsis, 1018 nucleotides. RefSeq lists its product as uncharacterized. The record is from RefSeq and is a predicted model, not a curated record. NCBI's taxonomy places the organism in Eukaryota, Fungi, Ascomycota, Sordariomycetes, Xylariales, Microdochiaceae. The transcript has a single exon. Bases 423 to 881 code for a protein of 152 amino acids.
CACCGGAGACACCACCUCGCCUCGACAGCAAUAAACACCGCAGGGUUGUGUGCCCAGGGCUUCUCAAUGCCUCCACCCAGCCCUGUGCCGCGCCGUUUCCACCCCGGAUGCCUGUCGCCCGUUGCGCAUUCUUCAUGCAUGCCAAUCCCUCGCCCCUGCCGCCCGCUCUCGUCGUCGGGCGGGCCGAGUCGAGUCUUUGGCUCUAGGGACAGCAAUGUUCAAUCCGGCAAACAACAAACAAAAGCUGGGCAUUUGUGACAGGCUCCAGAAGAAUGCCUUACGCUACCCAAGGCAAAUAGGCGGCGGAUGCUGUAGCAGUCAGUGGUUGUCCACACGGGCUGCCACUUGUGGGUGUGGCCACGGCACGUCAAAUCCCCCAUGCCUGUCUGUCAGUCCCACGCUGCUAUUUUGCACGCACACACAUGCUCGACACGCAAUCGACGGCUACAGACACUGCACGAAGCCAUGUCAGUGUGGCAAGCUGCACAGCAAAGUUUCCCAAGCCGUUGCAGAGACAGGCCGCACUCGACCAGGAGUCGACACCAAUGACGACAGCUACCAAGAUCGCUGGCGAGGCUAGAGCCACUGUCGCUGACUCGUGCCAAAUGUCGCGCUCCCUCUCUGACACGAAGUCACGUGCGCUGCUUCGCUCGACUUUAACUCAACCUUGGAACCAUGGGACGCUCAAGACCCCACCCACCAUGGAAACCAGACGUCACAUCACAGACAGCAAGCACGUGCGUUUCACACUGAGAGAAUCCAAAAGCCGAUCAUAUUAUGAAUACUGUACAAUCCAUCCCCCUACAUCCGUCCAGUCCACGCUCAUAUCAUGGAUAAUGUACAGAUCAUUUCCCGAUGCCCGUCAACCAUCCAAUCAUUAGCUUCGUGUUUCCACUGCUCCUCCCAAUCCACCACAGAUUGGCCGACAACCGGUGACCUGCACCGGCUCUCUCAAGGUAGCCGCCCUGUACCCGUCAACCCAUCCAGUCGGUUGCUUUAGUGUUUCCAUUCCUUCUCC